Messenger RNA from Acanthamoeba castellanii str. Neff, 3903 nucleotides. RefSeq lists its product as uncharacterized. Gene Ontology annotation, biological process: extracellular matrix organization. Bases 1 to 3903 code for a protein of 1300 amino acids. The record is from RefSeq and is a predicted model, not a curated record. The transcript has 5 exons. Lineage: Eukaryota; Discosea; Longamoebia; Acanthamoebidae.
AUGUGGGAGGACAAGCUCUUGUACCUCCUGUUGCUCGUCCUGGCCAGCGUUGCGCUGGCCUCCGGCCUGGCCACCACCAAGCCGCAGCUCUUCGCUCACCCCACUUACGCCUGCGCGCUGCGCUCCACCGGCCACGUGGACUGUUGGGGCCACGGGCCGAGCGGCGCCUCGGUCGCGGCCCCCACCAACCAACAGUUCUGGGCCAUCUCAUCGGGUGUCUCGUUCGCGUGCGCCCUUGCCUACGACGGCUACGUGCAAUGCUGGGGCGAGGAGGCCAUGUCCUAUUCCUCGACGGCGCAGUCGAUCAUGGUUCGCGACCAGAGCAUGUGCGUGCGAACCGACGACCUCCGGUUCGACUGCCGCGGCGCAGAAAUCGAAAUGAACGGCAACCACUCCUUCAGCCAGGUGGCCUUCACGCAGAACCGGGCCUGCGGCAUCUUGGCCGACACCGGCUCUCCCAUCUGCUGGAGCCAGAAGGCCUUCGGCCAGGUGCACGAGUCGAUGGUCCUGGCCCAGAUCGUGAUGGGCGACUCGUGGGCCUGCGGCGUCGAACAGGGCACCGGUGCACUUCGGUGCCUGGCUCCAGUCGCACCACCGCCGGUGGGGUCCCCGCCUCCGCAGCCGCCACCGGGCGCCUUCCUGCCGGGCACCCUCGUGUCGAAUCGCGAUGACUUUUGCGCGCUGAACGCGAACCACUUCGCCGCCUGCUGGGGCAACAGCUCCCCGGCAAAGCCGGCCGGCUCGAUCGGCGCGACCGCGUUCGUGCAGCUGACGCUCGGUGAGGGAUUCGUCUGCGGUCUCCAAGCCGACGGUAGCCCCCUGUGCUGGGGGAACAACGCCCACGGGGUGCUGAACCCGCCGGCUGGCGUGCGGUUCGUGCUUCUGGCGGCCAGCCGCGGCUAUGCGUGCGGCAUGCGCGAUGACGAGGUGACGGUCUGCUGGGGCGACGCCGCGCCGACUAACCGGCCCUGCCCCACGGCCUGCUUCGGCAACGGCACCCUCGACGCGGCCGAGUGCCGCUGCCAAUGCCCCUCUGUUGAUCGCGACUGCACGUGCCCGGUGGACACCUGUAACAACGGCGGCCGUGUGCUGAAUGACGGCGCCUGCUCGUGCGAGUGCCACAACGCGUGCGCGGGCGCCGGCUGCGUGCGCACCGCCGACUGCUCGUGCCGCUGCGGCGCGACCCAGCCGCACCCGAAUCUGGGCGCUGUGCCCGACAGCGCCCCCGCGUCUGCACUGUCGUAUCGGAUCGCGGGGGCCGAGUCGACCUUCCCGGUGGAGAGGCUCACCGGUCAGGCCAUCGCCGGGGCGACCGAGUGCAGCCAGGCCCUGCUCUACCUGCGCCUGCUCGACACGGCCGCCUGGAGCGGGGCCAGCUGCGCCGAUUCGGGGAGCCUGUUCAUGGGCGCCAACAUGGCCAACCUGGACAUCAACCAGCACCCCCUGGCCUCGGUGCGCCUGUCGGGCGACCAGGACGGCGGCUGGCUCUACCGCAUCGUCAAGUGCGUUCCGACGACCAACACCCUCCUGCUGUGUCCGCGCAACUGGCUCAUGGAUUCGGUCCACUGCCCCGGGUCCGACCGGGACUGCUCCCAGUGCCUCCCCCUGGGCCGGGGCCUGACCGACACGGCCGACUACGAGACCACCUGUACCGAGGGUCCGGCCCCGGCCCAAGCCGCUCAGCUGCGGUCGGUGGUCCUGGCCGGCGGCUAUGCCGGCUACCACGCCGAGCCGAACGGGACCCUAUGGUGCGUGCCGCUUCCGCCGGGCGUCACCUGUGCCACGCGGUUCCUCAUGUUCCGCGCGCAGGAGUGGAGGGUCGAUCUGGGCGCCCUGCUCGUGAAGCUCCACGCAGACGGGAACGGCGACUAUCAGUACGUCUACCGGGGUUGCAGCGGAACUGCAACUGUUCCCUCCUCGCUCCUGUUGAAGCCCUACCAGUGGACCCUCAGCCCCGCGCACUGCCCCCACCUGGACUGCUCCCUGUGCUUGGCGGCUUCGCAGGGCUAUUGCUUGACCAGCCACAUGGCUCCCUACGGCUUGGAAGCCGUUUUUAAUAGCCUAAACACAAGCGUGAGUUUAUCCUGGGGCGACUCUGGCGCACCACCUGGCACCAACUACGCAGUCUACCUUAGGAGUGCCAACGGGUCCCCAAUCAGAUACAUCACUACGGCCCGGCAGUUGGAGAUCUCGCUUGAAGGCACUGGGAUGGGACCCCGCCUACAGGCCAAAGUGGUGCGCGUCUACUGCCCGACCACCUGUGCGGCUGGCGGUUGUUCCUCCAACUCCCUGGCGGGCGUCCAGCUGGCCCGGUCGGUGGCCGAGCGCGAUGAGUGCGAGGACGGCCUGGUCGAUUGCAUGGGCGUGUGCAACGGCACGGCUCUUCGCAAUCCGUGCGGCGUGUGCGCGCUGCCCGAAAACUACCACAGGGGCGAUGGCUACUGGGUGGACUGCGCCAACACCUGUGGUGGCUCGGCAUACGUGGGCGAGUGCGGCGUUUGUGUGGAUGGCCGCUCUGGUCUUCCGCCGAAUGCACACAAGGACUGCCAGGGAACGUGCUUUGGCAAGGCCACGCGCGACGAGUGCGGCGUGUGCCACGCGCAGGGCGACGACAGCUCUAGCCGGGACUGCACGGGCGUGUGCGGCGGCAAGGCCGUGGUGGACGAGUGCGGCGAGUGCGUGCUGGGCACCACCGGGCGCGAGUUCAACGCCGCCAAGGACUGCGCCGGCCAGUGCUUCGGCGGGCGCCUCCCCACCGACCCGGCAUGUCAGUGUGAGGGCGAACGACUCGACAAGUGCUUCGUGUGCGGCGGCGACAACUCGACGUGCGCCGGCUGCGACGGCGUGCCCAACUCGGGCCUGGUGCGCGACCUGUGCGGCGUGUGCGGCGGCGACAACACGACGUGCUGCUUCCUGCCCUUCGCCCAGGCCACUGUCGUCAUCCGGGACUUCCAGGCCAUCGCGGUGCGCAGCACGCUGGACGCCGGAGAGACGCUUCUCGUGCAGAACCUGCACGCGGGCCGUGAUUACACUGUCACGCUCGAACGGCUCGGCGGCGACGACGACGACGACAGCGGGGCCAAGCGGCAGCUCUCUUUCUUCUCCCCGACGCUGCGGCCGGGCAACUCGCUUCACAUCGAGAUCUCGCAACCCGGCCAGUACCGACUGACCACGGUGGAGAGCAGCACCGUGUCGACCCACUUGACCGUGCGCUACAACGCCAAGACCACCGACGCCUGCGGUCGCUGCAUCGACCGCUCCGACCUCUUGAACUACGACGCUUCGCUGCUGGCGCACGUGGCGGCUUACGAGCACGGCUGCGCGGUGAUGGAGUCGAACAACGUGCACGCCUGGUUUGCCACCACGCACUACCGCGACGCUGCCCUGGCUCUCCACGCCACCACGCGCGUGGCCCAGCGUACGGAGAACUACCGGAGCGCGCCGACCAGGCACCUGCUGCGCCUGGUGAAGCCGCAGAUGGUGGACACGUCGGUGUGGAGCGCCGUGGACCAGCGGCUGGCGGUGGGCGACGUGGUGGUGCUCGAGAACCGCGACCUGCUCGACCACGUGGUCUCCAUCAUCGGGCCGCAGCCCAUGCCCGACGUGGUGCUCGACCGCGGCACAGUGGCCGUUGCUGGGCCGGUGCUCACGCCGGGCUCCUACCGCGUGGUGUCCAGGAGCCACCUCAUCAACACCACCUUCACGGUCGAGUUCGCCUUCGCCUGCACCGUGCACGCCCACGACGACGAGGAGCAGCAGCCGCAGCCGGCGACGACAGCGGCGGGGAGGUACCACGCGGCAGUGAUCGGCCUCACCCUGGUGGGCAGCUUCACCCUCGCAGCCCUCCUGGCUGCUGCCAUCGUCGUGGCCGCGAUUCACCUGCGCCCGCGCAGAGAACAGUAA